This is a messenger RNA of Talaromyces amestolkiae, 1272 nucleotides long. RefSeq lists its product as uncharacterized. Gene Ontology annotation, molecular function: FAD binding. The record is from RefSeq and is a predicted model, not a curated record. Lineage: Eukaryota; Fungi; Ascomycota; Eurotiomycetes; Eurotiales; Trichocomaceae. The transcript has a single exon. Bases 1 to 1272 code for a protein of 423 amino acids.
AUGGUCUUCAAAAUACUCAUAAGUGGCGCUGGCAUUGCUGGCCCUUCCCUCGCUUACUUUCUGUCGCUCGCCAAAGCCGGCCACCAAAUAACUAUUAUCGAACGUUUUCCCGCUAUUCGCAAAACAGGUGCUCAAGUCGAUCUCCGCGCGCAAGGAAUCGAAGUCGUUAAACGCAGUGGGCUCCUGGAUGCCAUCUGCUCCAAGCUCGUCCCCGAGGAAGGUGUUUCAUUUGUUAACUCGAAGGGAGUCGUACAAGGGUCAAUUCUAGCGAAUAAAUCUGGACAGGGCGCGCAGAGCUUGACGUCUGAGUACGAGAUCAUGAGGGGGGACCUAGUGGAUAUAUUGUAUGAUGCUACGAGAAGAUUGGAUGGAGUAAAGUACAUCUUCGGAAAGGAGAUUGAGAGCUUUACAGAAGAAGAUGAUGCUAUAGAAGGGAAAGGGAAGGUGGCCGUGGUCUUUUCAGACGGAUCAAUGGAAACAUUUGACCUCCUCGUCGACGCAGGGGGGCAAGGGUCUAGGAUCCGAAGGUCCAUCCUACCUCCUAAUGCAACAGACCCAUAUCGACGAGUCGGAUUACACGUUGCAUAUUUUUUCGUUCCAAGAAUCGCAAGUGAUGAUAAUCUGCGAAGAGUCUACAACUGUUCUGGCGGCCGGAUGAUCUUCAGAAGAAGCCAUAAUGCCACAGAGACACAGGUUUAUUUCUUCUUACGAAACGAUGACCCUAGGUUAUCCAGCAUCUCUAAAGCAGAUAUUGAGACACAGAAAGCAUUUUGGGCGGAUCGCUUCCGCGAUGCCGGAUGGGAAACGGCCAGGUUUCUUGAAGGGCUAAAGACGACUGAAGAUUUCUACUGUCACGAAGUUGUCCAAGUUAAAAUGGAUGCAUGGUCGUCGAAUGGCGGCCGCUUUGUGUUGCUGGGUGAUGCGGCAUAUUGCCCGUGUCCAUUAACAGGGAUGGGCACGACGGGUGCCUUUGUAGGUGCGUACGUUCUUGCUGGGGAGAUUCUUCGGCAUCCGAAUGAUGCAAGGAUGGCGCUCAGAAAUUAUGAGAAAACACUUAGACCGUUUGUGGACGUGAUUCAAGAGCUGAAUACCACAGCGUUAAGGUUGGCGAUGCCGGAGUCACAGUGGGGGGUCAAUGUGCUUCAUUUCUUGAUAAGGUGGUUGUGUUGGUUGAAAGUUCCAGAUAUUGCCGCAAGGCUGUCAAGAACAGAGAAGGGUGGGUGGAAGGUGCCGGAGUAUGAGGACUUGAGGGGGUUUUCUUCCCAACACUAG